Hypomesus transpacificus is the source of this 1839-nucleotide messenger RNA. RefSeq names its product exonuclease 5 (gene exo5). Gene Ontology annotation, cellular component: nucleus. Gene Ontology annotation, biological process: interstrand cross-link repair. The transcript is spliced from 6 exons. Gene Ontology annotation, molecular function: single-stranded DNA 5'-3' DNA exonuclease activity. Bases 117 to 1304 code for a protein of 395 amino acids. NCBI's taxonomy places the organism in Eukaryota, Metazoa, Chordata, Actinopteri, Osmeriformes, Osmeridae. The record is from RefSeq and is a predicted model, not a curated record.
CAUGUCCGGGCAUUACAAUCCUGUUAUCUUCUGUCGAUCAUUUGCGAACUUGAUGUGGUACCGAAUGGCGUUCGCCGGACUCAAUUUGUCUACUAAGAGUACAUGUAUUUUUCACAAUGAGUCUAAAUAAUAUCAAACUGCCGGAGGAACACCCAGACGAUUGGGGAGACAUAAGUGAUGCCGAGUUACUGAAUUUACAGUCAGAGCACCUCACUCCCUCUGUGCGAUGUAGUGGCACGAGUGAGGCAAAGGCAGAGACCCAUUUCAACCAGAAACAUGAGAAGAUCCCCAAACUGAAAGCUGACUUCUUUUUGAAGGUUAAAGCAAGAUGGAGUCAGGAUGUAUCUAUCCCCAACGUUAGACCAAUGGAUAGAUUUAACAAAUCUCACUUCUCUGUGACUCAGUUGUGUGCCCAUUCGUGGUGUGAGAUACAUAUGAUUUAUGGCCUCUUGAAGCCUCAGGUGAGACGGAAAGAGAUGCAGAGAAAAGAAGUGACAACUGGGGCUAGCAUUCAUCUAUCUAGGGAACAGGAGGCACACCCUAAUGUUGUGAAAGUGCCGGUCAUCACCAGAGAAGACAAAGAGGCUGUACUUUACCUCAGCAUGCUGCAGAAAAUAAAUGCAAUUCAUGCAGGACAGCAUGUGAGAGAGUUCCCAGUCUUUGGAGUGUUGGAAGGGAUGUUUCUUUCAGGCAUUGUUGAUGACCUGCGGCGUAGUGACUCCGGUGAGCUGGCAUUAAGUGACCUGAAGACUCGUAGGCACAACUCUUUCCCCUGCCCCUCACAGGCCAGGGGUCAUUUCUUACAGGUUGGGCUGUACAAGCUUCUGUUUGACUCCAUGGUUAGUGGUCAGUUAGAUAGGGGCCGCAUAAUCCUGUACCUCCAGGCUCGAUGGCUAAAGCUCCAACAGGCCCUGGGUGACAGAGUCCAGGAGCAGGUCAAGACCAUGGGCUACUCUGCAGCCACACUGGAGGAGCUCCUGGAUGUACUUCUGUCUGUCCUAGCCUCCAGCAACAUACAAGAAGUCAACAACCUACUUGUUGAAUAUCAUCACCAGAGCACUGGAAGCCACAUUGGGACCAGGAAGGUAGAGUUUCAGGAAACCCAACUCAAAACUGAGCUCAGAGGGUACUUGGCCUACUGGAGAGGGGAGAGGGAGCCACAAGGGGUGGACAUUGAGGAUGCCUGGAAGUGCAGAAUAUGUCCUCAUGAGGAGAUUUGUGAUUGGAGGAAGGGUCGGACUACAGACUACAGCAACAAAAGAGCCAAGUUACAUAGUCCGAAUAGCCCUCUCUCUGGUACGUAAAUCCCUGCUAGUAAUGCCAUUUAUAGUCCCAAACUGGAGGGUUUUAGAUUGGAUCCUGUGUUAGAUACUUUUACUUUACGGUGGAUACUGAUGUGUUGGAUGGUCCCAAGUUGGGUUUUUCCCGGGACGGAAGCACUACAUUGGAGAACUCUGUUGGGUACCCAAUAAACAAAAAAGGAAAUCAUAAACCUUUCUCCUAUCAAGUAUCAGUAACACAACUCUGAUGGUUCAAAAGCAUAUAUAUGAUCAAAACAAGUUGUAAAAUGAGCAUUCCUGUUGUAGGCUUGGACCACCCUGGCCACCUUUUCAUGUUCUAAACAUUUAAGUUACAGGGGGAGUUUAGUACAUCUCUCUUUGUAGUUAAUGUCAUGUAGUUAAACACUGACAACGUGUCAGUGUUUUUACACACAAUGGGUUUACCUCUUUUAUUAGUUGUCCUGUAUGCUUGUGUGCUAAUAAACAUGGGAUAAGACAAUGUUAACCAUUGUACUUUCUCUUCUUUUACGUUUUGUCUAAAAGUAACAAAACACACAUU